AUGAUUUACGACUACUUUGCCUUAAAUUAUGGCACCAUCAAACCUCAAACGAUCAACAACAAAAGUUCCAACAAAUCUAUUGAAGAAUUAAAAAAUAAAUUGAAGCAGCUAAAAUUAUUGGGCCGCAGCAACCAGAGCUUUGACAAUCUUAUCAGAUCAAGAAGUAAAGAACUGCGAGCCAAAUUUUUAUCAACAAAAUAUCAAAAUCUGAUGAUAAUCAGAAAAAAUGCCAAUUACCAAACUGGACUCAACAACUACAAAAACCAUCAACACCCUGCAACACAAGCCCUCCAUCAUACCAUGAAAUAUCUACAAUAG
This is a messenger RNA of Helobdella robusta, 318 nucleotides long. RefSeq lists its product as hypothetical. The record is from RefSeq and is a predicted model, not a curated record. The transcript is spliced from 2 exons. Bases 1 to 318 code for a protein of 105 amino acids. Lineage: Eukaryota; Metazoa; Annelida; Clitellata; Rhynchobdellida; Glossiphoniidae.